Hirsutella rhossiliensis is the source of this 1101-nucleotide messenger RNA. Its product is annotated as mitochondrial carrier protein. Gene Ontology annotation, molecular function: folic acid transmembrane transporter activity; FAD transmembrane transporter activity. The transcript is spliced from 6 exons. The coding region runs from base 1 to 1101 and encodes 366 amino acids. Gene Ontology annotation, biological process: nucleotide transport; folate import into mitochondrion; protein import into mitochondrial matrix. Gene Ontology annotation, cellular component: mitochondrial outer membrane translocase complex; mitochondrion. NCBI's taxonomy places the organism in Eukaryota, Fungi, Ascomycota, Sordariomycetes, Hypocreales, Ophiocordycipitaceae. The record is from RefSeq and is a predicted model, not a curated record.
AUGUUUGCCCUCUCCGAAGAGUCCAAGGAGCGCAUUGCCAAGCUCAUCGACGUCUCCCGCGUCGCAAUCCACUAUGGCUAUCUUCCUCUGAUUCUCUAUCUCGGCUACACCCGCAGCGCGCCUCGGCCCUCGAUCAUCCGCCCCUACAUGCCCGAACCCAGCCAUGCGGGCCUCUCCCCCGCGCUCGUCGAGUCCGUCGCCGGCCUCAGCGCCGGCACCGUGGCGACUCUAGUCGUCCACCCGCUCGACAUUGUCAAGACGCGCAUGCAGAUCUACCGCAGCAGCAGCAGCAGCGCCGCCACCCGUCCCACCACCGUCGCCGUCCUCGGCUCCCUCACCUCCAACGACCGGCCCCUGACCGCCCUCUACCGUGGACUGACGCCCAACCUCGUUGGCAACGCCGCCGGCUGGGCGUCCUUUUUCUUCUUCAAGUCCCGCGCCGAGAGCGCCCUCACCCUGGCACGCGGCCGCGGCAACAGCGAGCAGCAGCCGCAUGGACAGCAACCGUCGGCCGGCGACUUCUUCCUCUCGAGCGCCGCCGCCGGCGCCGCCACGUCGGCCCUGACAAACCCCGUCUGGGUGCUCAAGACGCGCAUGCUGUCGUCGGACCGCGGCGCGGCGGGCGCCUACCCGUCGAUGCUGGCCGGUGCGCGGGCCAUCUACGCCUCCGAGGGCCUGCGCGGCUUCUACCGCGGGCUCGGCGUCUCUCUGCUUGGCGUCUCGCACGGCGCCGUGCAGUUUGCCGUCUACGAGCCCGCCAAACAGAUGUACUUUGCCCGACGGCAGCCAGACAGCGGCGACGACAGCGACGCGCCCAUGACGACGCAGGCCACCGUCGCCCUCUCGAGCGCCGCCAAGCUCGUCGCCGGCGCCGUCACGUACCCCUACCAGGUGCUGCGGACCCGGCUGCAAAACUACCGCGCCGACGAACGCUUCGGCAGGGGCUUCCGCGGCGUCGUGGUGCGCACCUGGCGCGACGAGGGCCUCGUAGGCUUCUACCGUGGCCUGGUGCCCGGCGUGGUGAGGGUCAUGCCGGCGACGUGGGUCACGUUUGUCGUCUACGAAAAUGUCAAGUAUCAUCUGCCGCGGUGGUUUGCCUGA